This is a messenger RNA of Juglans microcarpa x Juglans regia, 1745 nucleotides long. Its product is annotated as UPF0481 protein At3g47200-like. The transcript has 2 exons. Bases 155 to 1657 code for a protein of 500 amino acids. Lineage: Eukaryota; Viridiplantae; Streptophyta; Magnoliopsida; Fagales; Juglandaceae. The record is from RefSeq and is a predicted model, not a curated record.
AGUAAAGUGAGUCUUACAACACUACUUACUUGCCUCGUAAAUUUAUUAUGACAUUUAUAAAUGUCGGUCACAAAUCUGUUCAGGUGAUCCUAUUACAAGAACGUUAAUGUUUUCAUAACACUACUGAACUUGUUUUGGCGCGUACAAUUUUGCGAUGGCUGGAACAGAGCAUGUCAUAUCCAUGGAGGAGUCACUCUCCAGGAAGGUUAGUUUUGUUAGAGAAGAAGCUGGUGAAACAAGCAGACGGAGGCAGAGCAUUGAAAUCGAAGAGGAAGCGAGUUCCACGUCCAAGAUUAGGAAAGCAAAUCUUGAGAAACUAAAGGAAGCAGGGCCCAAGAUUACGCGAAAUCCAGAUGAUCCGAAGACUACGCCAAAAAUACAAGAGGUUCCGGCCUUGCUGCGUGGACACAAAAAUUUCCAAAAGUACUUUGAGCCAAGGGUGGUAUCACUCGGUCCUAUCCAUCAUGGGAAGAAGGAAUACCAGGCCGCAGAGGACUUCAAGCUUGGAAUGGCAUGCAAAUUCGUGGAGGACAGUGGCAAGUCGGGUGAAGUUUUGCACGGGAAAAUUGCGGAGAAUAUCGAGCAACUGAAGCAGUACUUCGAUGAGAAGGUGGCCGAGAAGUAUGAUGAUGAGACCCUCGCCUGGAUGCUGUUUGUGGACGGGUGUGCAGUUUUGCAAUCCAUACACUCUGUAGUUCAUGAAGAGAUCAUAAAAAAGUUAAAGAUAAAAAAUGAUCAGAUGGCCUUUGCGCAACAGGAUUUGUUCUUGUUGGAGAACCAACUUCCUUAUCAACUCCUCUUGGUUUUAAUGGAUUCCAGCGCAAAGAAAGAAGAUUUGAAGGAAUCGAUCGAAACUUUCAUGAGUCGAAUGGCGCAUGAAAGGGGAAGAAUAUACGUUGGCAAAGCUGGAGAAACCAAUGGAACGCCGAUCCAUCUUCUCUAUCUCCUCCGGACAAAACUCGUAGGCAAAAGUACUACGGAGAACAAAGGCAGGUCGAAUGGAUUGAUCAAUUUUUUCAAGAAAGUAAUGACGAUUUUUGCCGAUCUGAUCCCAUGCAAAAGCAAAAGCGGCGGCGAACAGGAGCAGUCGUUUCGCAACGUGCAGGAACUCAGAGCAGCAGGAAUAUAUGUGAAGCCAGCUCAAACUAGCUUGUUGACGAAGAUAAGUUUCGAUAGAUCCCUCAAAUUCUUUGCGGGAUACCUCCAGCUGCCUCUAAUAACAGUUGAUGACGCAACGGGGCCCAAGUUUUUCAACUUGAUAGCCUACGAGAUGUGUUCGGAUUUUGACAAUGACUACGGGAUCACCUCAUACGUAGCCUUCCUGGAUUCACUCAUCGAUAAUCCUGGGGACGUGAAGGAGCUAAGGAAUGCGGGCAUACUCUACAACCUGCUCGGCAGCGAUGAAGAAGUGGCUCAACUCUUCAACGAGAUAGGCACCGACUUGGUGCCCGACUCCGCAGCAUAUGGAGAUGUCAAAAAGAAGAUUCAGAGUCACUACCGCAAUCAGUUGAAGGUCUGGAUUGCUCAAGCCAUACACGAACAUUUCAGCAGCCCCUGGACGAUCCUGGCUUUUAUUGCUGCAAUAUUAGGACUUGGUCUAUCUGCCGUACAGGCUUUCUACGCAGUCAAAGGUGAUGAAAGUAAGAAGCAAAAGUAGGGUAUCAAUCAAAGGUUCUGCAUGCUCGGCCCUCAGCUAAUUGUCAUUUCAUUUGACUUAUAAUUUUUACUUUUGAAGUCAGCCUUAA